AUGGCGACUUUCAUCAUAAAGGUUGGUCAUCGAGCGCAUCUUCCUCGUCUUCUUCGUCCCGCCGUAAGGCUUGGCCACCUCCACUUUCAAAAUCAAAAUUUUACAAGCAGUUCAACACCAACAGUCGUAGAUAAACAGGAGAAAGCUGUCGAGGUGAUUGAUGACGACGGAAAGGUAGAGAAGUAGAACUAAGAACUUACUUGCAAGCUGACUUAUAUUAGCUGAUUUAUCUAGUGCAUUGUUGUCGAGGAGUUGACCAUGAAGUUAAAAUUAUUCCUCACUGAAUCUUUUAGGAAGUAAUCGACACAACGACUGGUGUACCAGACUGGCUUGUCAAAGAAAGAAAAGCAAGGAUUUUUGUCCCUGCACGAACAGCGACGCAGUCCGGUUCGUUUAACACAAAGAAUUGGCAAAUAGAGUUUGAUACGAUGGAACGUUGGGAGAAUCCAUUGAUGGGAUGGGCCUCGAAGUAAGUCACUUGAUAAAGCAUCAGUUUCGAGGCAGAUGGAUGCAAAUUAAGAAAUAUUUUUGUACAUAGUAUGAAUACUGCUCGUGUCAGUGAAUAUGCUUGAGCUCAUAGCUCGACAACGAUAAUGUAACAAAAUCAAAUGAGGUUUGAUUUAUCUGAGUACCAAUUGGACCCAGGAAAGAGAAAAGGUCAAACCAAGCUAGGUUAAUUAUUUGGUAAAUAACAUUAACUUUUUUGAUAUUGCAUUGGUGGCGUCAAAUUUGAGUUUCAAUUUUUGAUUUUCCAGUAGAUAAUAUCAUAAAACGAAGUUCAAAGGCCACAACAUACGGGGUGAAAGACUGUAGAGAAAGCUGAUUCUAAGUUUUAGUAGCUGCACAGUUGGUAGUCAUAAUUAUUUUCCAAACUUGACAAGUACACUCACUGUAACAAGAAUAAAUGACUGAUAAUAUAUGAAAAUUUUAUUUGUGAACUGCAGACAAAGGAAUGAAUAUGGAAGUGAUCUUCAUAGUACAGCGAACAUAUGGGCCUAAAAAAAAAGAAAAUCCCUUACAAGCCUGAAUGUUUUUCAGGCCAUAUUUUCACUACUGCUUAAGUAGUGCUCGUUACUGUGAAGAUCGCUUCCAUAUUCAUCAAACAAGAAUGUUAGAAAUGUUCAAGGUCUUACACCAGUGGCAAAACAUGACCAAUACUUUACGUCUUUCAUUGUCUAAGAACUCAUCCAUGAAAGUAGAGGGAAGGGAGGAGAUGCUUAUUAGAGGUGGAAAAGAAGGCACUAGUAUAAAACUUAGUAAAUAGGAGGAUUACUUACAACUGAAAUGGGGAUGUUUUUUAUUGCAUCUCAAUUAAUGUAUUUGUUUCUUUUCAUUGUAGUGCUGAUCCCUUGUCUAACAUUUAUCUCACAUUCCCCUCAAAAGAGGCUGCUGUGAACUAUGCUGAGAAACAUGGUAACUACUGAUGCUUACACCACUGUAGUCAGUGAAAUGAAAGCUUUUUGUUUUGAGUCCAAUCCUUGCUUGAAAAUGAAUAUUAUAGCUCACAAUAUAAGUAACAUAGAAAUGUAGAAGAGCUGAAAAAGUGUCCCAUUUCUCUUCCCCCAACAUUAAAGCCAUUUAUUAUUUUGUAAUGCUUGUAAUAAUGUACACAAAAUAAUUGUCAAAAGUUCACCCGUCUUGACUUUCAGUGACGCAUUUUUCAUAUAAUUUCUCCUAUCAUUUGGUUUAAAUGAGCACUUGUAGAUUUUUUGAAGACUUUGAAUCUCACUUUCCAUACAGGCUCAUGCAAUUUUGUUGUCCGAAAAAUUCUAAAUUGAAAAAAAUUGUACUCAAAAAUAUAUUACCUAUACUAACAUUAACCAUGCAGCAAUGUUGGCAUACUUAUUGGUUGAGAGCACAUCAAUCCCUUUCUUUAAAGGCUUCAAAUUGCCUUCUCUACAGGCACAUGUUUAUAGUUUCCAAAUUGCACUCAAAAUCAGUUGACUACAAGUAUUCAUUACACCUGAUUAAGAUGCCUUCUAAUUUUCCCUGUGUUAUCAGGUUGGAAUUAUGAAAUUGAUGACAAACAUGAAGUCAAGAUGAAGCCAAAGUCUUAUGGAGCAAACUUUUCUUGGAACAAGAAAACCAGAGUGUCUACUAAAUAGAAACAUAAACGAUUAUAUCUGGUUUGAUAAGGUUGAGGGAAAGGUUGUUAAAACAUGAAACAAAUUUCCUUUUCUUUUACAACAUUAAUCUGUACUGUUAUGUACAUUUUGUUCCAUGCAAUGUAAAUAAACUUUUUGGUGAGAAGAUCAGUUUGUGUUCUUGGAUUCAUUGUUGUUAAUGCUUAG
Pocillopora meandrina is the source of this 2291-nucleotide messenger RNA. The record is from the annotation of a GenBank genome assembly. NCBI's taxonomy places the organism in Eukaryota, Metazoa, Cnidaria, Anthozoa, Scleractinia, Pocilloporidae.